Messenger RNA from Lottia gigantea (owl limpet), 810 nucleotides. RefSeq lists its product as hypothetical. The transcript is spliced from 5 exons. The record is from RefSeq and is a predicted model, not a curated record. Gene Ontology annotation, biological process: intracellular protein transport; vesicle-mediated transport. Gene Ontology annotation, cellular component: cytoplasm. Lineage: Eukaryota; Metazoa; Mollusca; Gastropoda; Lottiidae. Gene Ontology annotation, molecular function: GTPase activity; GTP binding. The coding region runs from base 201 to 728 and encodes 175 amino acids.
CAUGGAGUAGUGUUUUGUUUUGAAAGAAUUAACGCAUUAAAAUCUUAAUUUAUGAUGCUUGAUUGUAUUUAAUGUGUCGAUAUAUUGUCUUUCAUAUACCUUUCAAUGUUGUCAUUUGAUUUUCGUACAAGUUUGAAGCGUUGUUUGUUUUAAUUCCGAGAAAGUCACUAUAAAAGUCAGAUUAAAAGAAAGAAAUCAAGAUGGGGAAGAUGUUAUCAAAGAUAUUUGGUAAUAAGGAGAUGAGGAUUCUAAUGUUAGGAUUAGAUGCUGCAGGAAAAACCACUGUUUUAUAUAAAUUAAAAUUAGGUCAGCCAGUUACCACUAUACCAACAGUAGGUUUUAAUGUAGAAACAGUCACAUAUAAAAAUGUUAAAUUUAGUGUAUGGGAUGUUGGGGGACAAGACAAGAUUAGACCAUUAUGGAGACAUUAUUAUACUGGAACUCAAGGAUUAAUAUUUGUAUGUGAUACAGCUGAUAGAGAUAGAAUAGAUGAGGCAAGGAAUGAAUUACAUCGUAUUAUUAAUGAUAGAGAGAUGAGAGAUGUUAUUAUACUUGUCUUUGCUAACAAACAAGAUUUACCUGAUGCAAUGAAACCUCAUGAAGUAACAGAGAAGUUAGGAUUAACCAGGAUACGAGAUAGAAACUGGUAUGUUCAGCCAUCUUGUGCUACAACUGGAGAUGGUUUACACGAGGGCCUUACAUGGUUAACAUCUAACCAUAAAUCUUGACCUGUCUAUCUAGCACCUAACUUACUCUCUCGUUUUAGUUUAUUUCCAACAUUCACUAAGUGGAUAUUAUAACAAACUGUAU